This is a messenger RNA of Aspergillus bombycis, 1512 nucleotides long. Its product is annotated as putative MFS sugar transporter. Lineage: Eukaryota; Fungi; Ascomycota; Eurotiomycetes; Eurotiales; Aspergillaceae. Gene Ontology annotation, biological process: carbohydrate transport; transmembrane transport. The coding region runs from base 1 to 1512 and encodes 503 amino acids. Gene Ontology annotation, cellular component: membrane. Gene Ontology annotation, molecular function: carbohydrate:proton symporter activity. The transcript is spliced from 4 exons. The record is from RefSeq and is a predicted model, not a curated record.
AUGGGUAUGGUUCGCAGGCCUCCAGGAUAUGUGGUCGCUAGUAUGCUGUGUUCCUGCGGCGGGCUGUUGUUUGGGAUGGACACUGGCAUCAUUGGCCCUGUAACUACUAUGGACAGCUUUGUUGCACAAUUCGGUAGCCAGUCUGCAACUGUUCAUGGGUUGAUAGUAUCGUCGAUUUUGAUUCCAGCAGCCGUCUCAUCCUUUUUUGCCGGCUUUCUUGCCGACAAAUUGGGUAGGUCAAAGGGCAUCAGUAUUGGUGCGCUGAUAUUUGCUCUCGGAGCUGCGCUUGAGGCAGCAGCGGUCCAUAUUGCUAUGUUUAUCGUUGGAAGGUGUGUCGAGGGAAUAGGGGAGGGUCUCUACCUGGGGACGCUGGUCGUCUACAUUUGCGAGAUUUCACCGACUAGCGUUCGAGGAGUGCUCACUACUGGCCCUCAGUUGCUGAUUACCCUGGGAUUGGUGGUUGGUUUCUUUACUUGCUACGGGACUGCUCGCAUCGAGUCUUCGUUCUCAUGGCGGACACCAUUCCUUAUACUGGCGUGUCUAGCGGUCACUUUUUCGGUGGUUUCAUGGCUCUGGCUUCCCCCGUCACCGAGAUGGUUGAAGCUCCACGGCCGUGAAACGGAAGCAACGGCAGCGUGGGAUCGUCUGGGAGUCACUCAUGCAGAACAAGAAAAGAUGGAGGUGGAAGAGGAUCGAGAGACUACGAUGCAGCGAAGCGCAGCUCCAGAAGCUGGCAAUGCAUCUACCGUGGAACGGAUCGCAUCCGGCCCCCGGCCCCCAGUUCAAUCCGUCAAACACAAGCUUUUCGACAUCUUUUCAAAAGAUGUCCGAACACGAACAGCACUUGCUGUAUUUUUAAUGGGGAUGCAGCAACUUAGUGGAAUUGAUGGCGUGCUCUACUAUGCCCCUCUACUUUUCCAACAAGCUGGACUUGCAUCCACGGAUGCCAGCUUUUUUGCUUCGGGUGUUUCUGCUCUUGUUAUUUUCGGUGUAACAAUCCCUGCCCUUAUAUGGGCUGACAGGUGGGGUCGUCGGCACAGCACUAUAUAUGGUGGCAUUGGGCUUAGCAUAACAAUGUUUUUGAUGGGAGCUUUGUACGCGGGAAAUGCUGUGCAUAGCUCAACUGGUGCAGGCAGAUGGGUUGUGAUUGUUUCCAUUUACAUCUUUGCAGUCAUUUACUCCCUCAGCUGGGCAGUUGGAAUCAAAAUUUACGCUGCUGAAAUCCAACCGCAGCGAACGCGCGCUUCAGCAACGAGCUUAGCACAUGGAAGCAACUGGACGGCCAACUUCAUCGUGGCCCUUACGACUCCCAUACUGCUAUCUCGCAGUAGCUUUGGUGCGUACUUCCUCUUUGGAGGGUGCACGCUGAUAACUGCUCUGAUCUGUGCAAUCUUCAUGCCAGAAACUAAGGGCAGGUCCCUGGAUGAGAUUGAGGAGGCCUUUAAAUCCAAGUCCUUGGGAUCGCAGUCCUUUGCCAAGAUCAUCCGGCCAAUUACCCGACAGACUUCAUGA